Messenger RNA from Morchella sextelata, 553 nucleotides. RefSeq lists its product as uncharacterized. The record is from RefSeq and is a predicted model, not a curated record. The transcript is spliced from 2 exons. Lineage: Eukaryota; Fungi; Ascomycota; Pezizomycetes; Pezizales; Morchellaceae. The annotation marks the transcript as partial.
AUGACGGAAACUGGAACAGCCAACUGGGCAAUCAGGAUCAACUUGAUCCACACUAAAACCGGCGUGAUCCUAUCACAGGAAGCCUAUUUCAAGCGUGUACUUAUCAAAUACGGUUUCAAUGAAUCUAGACCUGUGGCAACACCUAUCAACAACAAUGAUCACCUACAAAAGGGAACAGAAUCGGAGAAAAUCGACGAUCCAACAAUCUAUCAGUCGAUAAUUGUCCAUCGCGUCCUUCGUGACCUCAAGGAUACCCUCGAUUGGUCACUCUUCUACGCAAAAUUGCCACCCACUGCACUCAUCGGCUUCAGUGACGCAAGCUAUGCCUCUGACAUCGACGAUCGCCGCUCAUUUACCAGCCACUGCUUUAUGCUAGGGGAAGCUCUCAUCUCCUGGCGCUCUUAUAAGCAGCGCUCCGUCGCCACCUCUACUACUGAUGCAGAAUACAUGGCUCUUUUGGACACCAGCCGACAAAUGAUAUGGCUAAGGAAUGCGACACAUGAAUUGGAACGGAAACCGAAACUUUUUUUUAUUCUUCGAGGUGAUAACAAUG